GCUGGCAUGCUGUGGUAGAAGAAGAAGGGCGUGUAUGGAAGGGCUGUGUGAGGUGUGACAGCAGCACAAUGCACCUGACAGGAGGGCUGAUUACAGUCACGUCUUCCUGCUCCAGCCUAGUCAAACUGCACUGAUUACAGGAUAUCAUAAGAUUGACAUCAUGGAGGUGAAGCGGUUAGUUUACAGUGUCGUUCUCCUGGUUUUAACAGCUACAGGAAGCAACGCACAGUUAGAUGUUUGUGGCACAGCGCCGCUCAACUCCCGGAUCGUGGGAGGCGAGGUCGCCCCCGCGGGGUCGUGGCCUUGGCAGGCCAGUCUGCACAACCGCUUCGGACAUUUCUGUGGAGGCUCCCUGAUCACCAACCAGUGGGUCCUGAGUGCUGCUCACUGCUUCUCCAGCUCCAGUACAUCGGGUCUCACCGUCUAUCUGGGUCGGGAAAACCAGCAGCUGUUUAACUUUGACGAGGUGUCCAGGUCGGUGGCCGAGGUCAUCAGACAUCCCGACUACGACAACACGCCCAACAACAACGACGUCGCCCUGCUGCGUCUGUCCUCGCCGGUCGAAUUCACCAACCACAUCAGACCGGUGUGUCUGGCGGCGGACGGCAGCGUGUUCAAUGCUGGGACGACCUGCUGGGUCACCGGGUGGGGAACCAUCCGAAGUGAUGUUCCUCUCCCGUUCCCACAGACGCUGCAGGAGGUGAGCGUCCCCAUCGUGACCAACAAUCGGUGUAGUAAAGCCUACACUUCGAUCACAAGCAACAUGGUCUGUGCCGGUCUGGAGGAGGGAGGGAAGGACUCCUGCCAGGGCGACUCCGGCGGCCCGCUGGUGAGUAAAAUGGGCUCCAUUUGGGUCCUGGGUGGAGUGGUGAGUUUUGGACGAGGCUGCGCUGAGCCCAACUUCCCAGGAGUCUACGCCCGGGUGUCCGAGUACCAGUCCUGGAUCAACGGCCGCAUCUCCAACGGCCUGCCGGGCUUCGUCACCUUCUCGGGCAACGGGACGAUAUCUGGAACCGCUCAUCGGGUUUCCUUCUCCGUCCCUCUGCUGCUGUCCAUCCUGCCGGUCCUCUUCUCUCUCUGUGUGCUCUCAUAGGAAGUCUAAUGGGGACAUAAUUCAUUCAUUCAUUCAUUCAUUCAUUAAUGAAUUAAUUAAUUCAUUCAUUAAUCAAUGCACCAGUACAGAGCCAGUAUCACCCGCUGCCUUCUCCUCUCACUGAGAUCCAUUUAUCUUUAAAACAAGCAAAAUAAUCUUCGAGAUAUCACAAACUUAUAUCAACAAAAUUAUGAUUUAAAAACUUUCUUGAUUAAUCGACUCAUCGUUUUGUCUUUAAAAUAACAGAAAAUCCUAAAAAAAAAAUCAUCUCUUUUCUUUCUUCUGCUGCACAAAAACAUGAUGUUCAAAAGAAUAUAGAAGUUAUGUAUUUAUAUAUAUAUACAGAUAUAAUGAUCUGUAACUUACAGUGUGUUUUACCAGAACACCUCUUGUUAUAUCUUUGGUUGGGGCUGCAACUAACGAUUAUUUAAUCUGCAGAUUAUUUUCUUAAUUAAUCAAUAAAUUAUUUUGUUUAUAAAAUGUUAGAAAAAAAAUACAAAAACUAUAUAUAAUUUCCCACCAUCUAAUCUUCACAUUUGAGAAGCUGGAACUUCAGAAUAUUUGUCUGUUCUCUUGUAAAAUUACUUAAAUCAUUUAUCAAAAAUAGUUAUUGAUUAAUUUUCUACUUUUGUUUAAUCGUUGCAGAAAUAAGUUAAAGUGGAAACAGGUGAAAUAAUCUUUAAACUUCGUUCGUUAAUGAAGUUAUCAGUUAAUAAAAUGACGAUUGUUAAAAAAAGCUAUUAAAAAUAAUUAAUCAGUAAUGUAUUAAGUAAAAUAAAUAAAUUAAAAGAUCAUUAAUUAACUAUUUUCUUAUUCUGUAUUGAAAUCAUGAAUUUAUGAUUAAGAUUUAAAAAGUAAAAUUAUUCUAAACGUUUUUUUUUUAAUUGAGUAAAAUUAAAAAAAAUUACAAAUAUUGAUUUUCCCUUUUAAUAUUUACAAUUUCCAUUUUGUGGAUGGUUGUUUAGAUUUAAAGUUAAAUCUUUAACAAAAAUAAGUUGAUUAAUUUAACAAUUAAUUGUGAGGUGGAAUAUGUUUGGCUGACACAUAAGUAAAUAUAUACAAUUUAUUUUAAAAAAUCCUUUCUACUGUAAAAUUAAAUUAUUAAUUCAUCAUUUAAAGACAAAUUAAGGAAAUUAUUAAUCGAUAAAUGUAAUUAUUUAUUUAAAAUAUAGUUUAAAUUGGAGAAUUUAUCAACAUGGUUAUAAUUAAAGAAUACAAGUUAAUAAUUAUCUAAAUCUAUUUAAGAAAUUAAUCUGAACUGAUUUUAGCCUGAAAACGAUCAAAUAUGCAGAUUAAUAAUCAGUCUUUGUUCUAAUGUUUCUACUUUAAAAUUUCUGUUGAUUUUCAUUUUAUUUGUUUAUGACCUCAAAUAUUAAACUUUUGUACUGGUGGUGAAUUUUAGAAGUGAAUGAAUUUGAUAUGGAGCGAUGGACUUUAAUACCUCUAUAAUCUAUGCAUUAUUACCUAUUAAUAUAUAUAUUUUUGCACAAAACAGAUGCAACUGUGAUUUAGUUUUUAAGCAUUCAACACUCGAAGUACAGAUUAUAUUUACACUAUAAGCACUUCCAUAAUGAAACAUUUAGUCAAACAUGUGAAACACCAGUCAGUGUGUUUAGUUCAAUAUGACAACAAGUGAAAUGUAUAAUAAAUAUUAUUCAAUAUGUUGUAACACCAGAUACAAAGCGACUGUCUGUCUGACUGUAUUAUGUUCAAUAAAAUAAAAUAAAUUCUAAACA
Molecule: messenger RNA, 2829 nt
Organism: Sebastes umbrosus (honeycomb rockfish)
Lineage: Eukaryota; Metazoa; Chordata; Actinopteri; Perciformes; Sebastidae
Product: serine protease 33-like
Exons: 6
Coding region: 161-1093 (310 amino acids)
Biological process (GO): proteolysis
Molecular function (GO): serine-type endopeptidase activity
Source: RefSeq, a predicted model, not a curated record